This is a messenger RNA of Symbiodinium necroappetens, 858 nucleotides long. Lineage: Eukaryota; Dinophyceae; Suessiales; Symbiodiniaceae. The record is from the annotation of a GenBank genome assembly.
AUGAAUCAAUGGCAGAUUGGUGAUGUGAAAAUCACGCGGGUAGUUGAGAUGGAAGUUGCCGGAGGGACUAAAUUCAUCCUGCCUGAUGCGACCCGUGAUGCGAGCCUGGAACAUGAUUGGAUGCAGCCGCAUUUUAUGGAUGAGGAAGGCAACCUGAUCAUGAGCAUACAUGCGCUCAUAGUGGAUACCGGCAGCCGACGGAUCAUCGUGGACACCUGUAUAGGUAACGACAAACAGCGCAACGUACCCGCAUGGAGCAACCUGCAGACUCGUUUUCUGGAUGAUCUGGCAGAAGCAGGUUAUCCGCGUGAGUCGAUAGAUACCGUGAUGUGCACGCAUCUGCACGUCGAUCAUGUCGGUUGGAAUACCAUGCUAGUAGAUGGGCUAUGGAUACCAACCUUUCCCAAUGCCAGGUAUCUGAUUGCUGAGGAAGAAUGGCGCUAUUGGGACGCUAACGAAGAUGAAGAUACUUAUGGACCGAUACUCGCGGAUUCAGUGCGGCCCGUUGUUGAUGCCGGCGUCGUAGAUCUUGUCAGUGAAACCUUUCAGAUUUGCCCUGAAGUUCAACUGGAACCUACGCCGGGACAUACACCGGGCCAUGUGAGCGUGCAUAUCAGUUCGAAUGGCGCUGAAGCGUUGAUUACCGGAGACUGUAUUCAUCAUCCCGUGCAGAUGUCGCGUACGGACUGGUGCAGUUCUGCUGACUACGAUCAGAAUGCAGGCCAGCAAACGCGAGAAAAGCUGCUGGAAAAAUAUGUAGAUCAGGAUGUUCUGAUCAUAGGCACGCAUUUCGCCACGCCUACAGCAGGACACGUGAAGCACUUGCAGGGCGGUGGGUACUGGUUGGAUGUUAAAUGA